Molecule: messenger RNA, 534 nt
Organism: Musca vetustissima
Lineage: Eukaryota; Metazoa; Arthropoda; Insecta; Diptera; Muscidae
Exons: 2
Coding region: 1-534 (177 amino acids)
Source: RefSeq, a predicted model, not a curated record
AUGCAUCCGUCACGACAUCCGCGUCGGCCCCAUUGUUGUACAACAAAAAUACCAAAGAGACAGCAUCAGUUACAAAUGCCCGCCUUUCAGAUGUUACGCUUUCUGCUGUUGUUGGUGUGCUACAGCUGUCAUCAAUCACAGACUACAGCUGCUAUUGAAUAUAGUGCUCAGCUGAGUCAAUGCUAUGACAAAGCAUACGGAUUUGGAGGAUAUCAUCUGUUCAAUGAUUCUCUGGCACCGGGUAAUCAAUUGAUAUGGGAUUCGGUUAAUGGUACUGGGUUGCUAAGGAAUGGUAGUGAAAUUGUGAGGACAUUGGCACAGCCGGAGGCAACAACGGCACCAGGAUGGAAGUGUUGUUGUUGGAAUGCAACAAAUUCGGAUGAAGUUGAGUGCCGUUGCGAAGGAGAAGCUCUAUCCCGAGUACCACAGACAUUAACUGUACCAUUGCAAAGGCUAACAAUUGCCUCGGCUGGGUUGCCACGUCUACGAAAUACAGCUUUAAAGGUUUACAAUGCAUCACUGUCGGAUAUGUAA